UUUAAGUGACCCCGUGAGACUUGGAAUGAGGGGAGCAAUGGGCAGUGGCAUUGCUAAGUCCCUGAGCCUGUCUUCAAGGCCUGCUGUUCUCUGAUUUCUCAGUGAGCCAGAGCAGCCCACCCUACACUCUUCUGUUGCUUCUAUGCCCUUCCUUAUUUCACUGUCCGAAGUAUAUUUUUGCUGCCAUCAGGGACCCAAUGCCCUUUGGCUCAGUGCUGUGUACCCCUUCCCUUUGGAUGUCCCAGCACCCAGCCCCUCUCCUUAAAUAAAUUCAAAUCUUCUGUAUCCACGUCUGAGAUGGCUAUUUGGUCUGCCCAUGCAUCACUGACUUUAACCCUUCGAUACUCUGAUUAUCUUACUGGCCUGUGAACUUGUAAAAUCCCCCAAUUUUCUCUGCAAUAACUUUACUUAUGAAGACUUCUAAGCAGGCAUGAUGGCCAGUCCUGAAAUCACCAGCUGGGUGCUUGACUGAGUCAUUCUAGAUUGGUUUGGGGUAAGAGUGAUCAUCAUGAUAGCAAGUUGUGUGGAUAAUGGAGUUCACUUACAUUACAAGAGAAUCUAGCAUAAAUCCUCCCUGUGUACUUCUACCUUGGUGUUAACGAUACUCUUUUUUGGUCAUGGACACGUGUGUGUUAUUUUUGAAGUCGUUUUUCCUUCUGGACUCAGAUGGCAAGAUCCCAGAUUCCAAGGAAAAAGAGCAAACACAUAAAGAUGCAGCCAAAAGGCUGCUCUCAGGAGGGCCUCUCAGCCCCUCAGAGACCCUGUGUUAGGAUGCAUGGUGGACAAGGCGAAGAGAACUUCUCCACUGGAAAGUGUGCAACAAUGGAAUGGAACACUUAGUAUCUAAAAGAUAAGCCUGUGUUCUGAUAAAGAGAAUCAGCUUUGAAGCCACUCCAGGGUCAGGCUGCCUGGCUGAGAUUCCCACGUCACUGUCCUCGAGAUGUUUGGCAAGACUACAAACAUCUCUGUCUUCCUCUCUUAAACAAUAAUACCAACUCUUUUGGGCUAACAUCGUGAAAAUUAAAUGGCAGAAAGGACUUCUGUUUCCUAAUCCAGGAUGUGAGGAGCUUAAAGAGGUCUCCACUCCAUCCUAACAAGUCAAAAGCUGGACAAACUGAAAAAUUAACAACUCUGCUCAGUCCCUCAGAAAAGUGAGUCACAGAGCAAACCGCUGCCCCCCAUUGGAGAGACAGGCAGACCCGGAGAAUCACAACUUACCUGAGCAGAAAUCUGUGAACAAACCUCCAUGAAAGUCAUACCAAGGUGUGCCAUGGCUGGGUGGAGCUGCCUCGUGACGGGCGCAGGAGGCUUCCUGGGGCAGAGGAUCAUCCGCUUGUUGGUGGAGGAGAAAGAGCUGCAGGAGAUCCGGGCGCUGGACAAAGUCUUCAGACCGGAAUUGCGGGAGGAAUUUUCUAAGCUCCAGAGCCAGGGCAAGCUGACCUUGCUGGAAGGAGACAUUCUGGAUGAACAGUUCAUGAAGAGAGCCUGCCAGGGCACCUCGGCUGUCAUUCACGCCGCCUCUGUCAUUGACGUCUUCAAUGUCAUUCCGAGAGAGACCAUCAUGAAUGUCAACCUGAAAGGUACCCAGAUCCUGCUGGAGGCCUGUGCCCAGGCCAGUGUGCCCAUCUUCAUUUACACCAGCACCAUAGAGGUGGCCGGGCCCAACUCCUACCGGGAGGUCAUCCAGAACGCCUCUGAAGACCAGCCUCUGGAAACCACGUGGUCAGCUGCAUACCCGUACAGCAAGAAGCUUGCCGAGAAGGCUGUGCUGGCCGCGAAUGGGUGGGCUCUUAAAAAUGGUGGCACCUUGUACACGUGUGCCUUAAGGCCCAUGUUUAUCUAUGGGGAAGGAAGCCCCUUCCUUUAUGGCUUUAUUGAUCACGCCCUGAAGAACAAUGGCAUCCUGCCACACAACAGCAAGCUCUCCAUCGUCAACCCAGUGUAUGUUGGCAACGUGGCCUGGGCCCACAUUCUGGCUCUGAGGGCCCUGCGGGACCCGGAGAAAGCCGCAAACAUCCAAGGACAGUUCUACUACAUCGCAGAUGACACGCCGCACCAGAGCUACGACCACCUCAACUACACUUUGAGCAAAGAGUGGGGCUUCUGUCUGGAUUCCCGGAUGAGCCUGCCUGUAUUGCCCAAGUACUGGCUGGGCUUCCUGCUGGAAAUAGUGAGCUUCCUGCUCAGUCCCAUUUACAGGUAUCAACCCCCCUUCAACCGCCACACGGUGACCUUGUUAAAUAGCGUCUUCACCUUCUCCUACAAGAAAGCUCAGCAAGAUCUGGGGUACCAGCCCCUCUUCAGCUGGGAGAAAGCCAAGCAGAAAACCAUGGAGUGGAUUGGCUCCCUGGUGGAGCGGCACAAGGAAGCCGCCAGAACCAAGACUCGCUGAGGUGUCACCAUCUCCUGUAAGAAAAACUGCAUGGAACUGGGUAUGUGCCCCAAUCAAACCCCCAACUUUUUGGUGUACUAGAGGACACCCCAACCCGCUGAGCCACCCGGCCAGGGCAAAGCAGUUAACAUUUUUAAUUCAUCAUGGUCUUACCUCCCUAAGGGGUCUUUUAGUAAAUCAGCAACUUACAGUCUACUGGCAAGAUCCGACCACAGAAACACUUUUCCAUCAGUCCAGGCCCACUCCCAGCCCCUCAAUCAAUUAGCUGUCAAGUGUCUAGCCUUCCCUGGAGGUGGCAGAAUUGAGCCUCUGAGCGAAGCUUGGAUAUACAGAUUGCCAGCAGGUUACUUUUCCCUUAUCUUGCUGGGAAAUUUAAGACAGGGGUCCUUUAUAAUGAAAGUCUUAACUAUUGCCGGCUUACAGCCUCAAUAAAAGACACUGACAAGUGUAAAGCUAUCACACGCAAAUACCAAAAAAAUGAAACAGACACAACAUGAUUGACAAUUUAGUGUUGACAGGUAUUACUUGAGUUGGUCACUGGGACAGGGGACAAAGAACCAUGCUUUCACUUCACGCAUUUGGCACUAACGACAGAAUAGACGGACUUUUACAAUGUUUACAAGAAGGGAAGGGGAUAGCUCCUAGACUUAAGGUUCAGUGGCAAAGAUGAGAAAAAUAAUCGAAGAAAACAGGUCAAAUAAUCAAAGCCUAAUAGGUCACAACACAAGCCUUACUACCCAAGGCCAAGCCCCUGUGGAAACCUGCUCACACCCAUUGUGCUUGCCGCCUCAUCUUAACCCAUUCAGAAAUAAUAAAGUUGACGUUUUAGUUUUUCUCUCU
Molecule: messenger RNA, 3232 nt
Organism: Myotis davidii
Lineage: Eukaryota; Metazoa; Chordata; Mammalia; Chiroptera; Vespertilionidae
Product: hydroxyacid oxidase 2
Exons: 6
Coding region: 1247-2392 (381 amino acids)
Biological process (GO): steroid biosynthetic process
Molecular function (GO): 3-beta-hydroxy-Delta5-steroid dehydrogenase (NAD+) activity; FMN binding
Source: RefSeq, a predicted model, not a curated record